Molecule: messenger RNA, 501 nt
Organism: Symbiodinium necroappetens
Lineage: Eukaryota; Dinophyceae; Suessiales; Symbiodiniaceae
Source: the annotation of a GenBank genome assembly
AUGCCUGUCUCCCGAUCCCCAUCCCAUCGUGCGCAAGCGUCAGCUAGGCGAAAUGCAGCUUCUGCCGUCGCUGAAGUCAACCCCUUGCUGGAGACGAAGGGGCUGCCUCGAUUUCAGUCCAUCGAUGUCAAGCAUGUGGAGCCAGCAAUGGAGGCUAUCUUGAAGUCGAUGCGUGAGGAUUUCAAGAGCCUCGAGGACGAGCUCCCUAAGAAAGACCCUGAGUACGAGGGGGUGGUGGAAUCGCUUGAGAAGCUGCGCCACCCACUCUCCUACAGCUGGGGUGUUGUCAGUCACUUGAACAACGUGAAAAACUCUGAUGCGCUCCGCGAAGUCCACCAAGCAGUCCAGCCGGAGGUAGUCAAGGCGUCCAUGGAACUAUCACAGAGCCGCGUUGUCUUCGAUGCCCUGGGCAGCUUGGAGAAGAGUGCUCUUCCCGAGUCCCGGCAGCGCAUUGUGGAAUCGGCUUUGCGCGAUAUGAGACUGAGCGGCGUGGACCUCGAG